AUGAAAGAUACCUCUACUUGUGAUGCCCGGUCCACAGAUGGUUUGAGUGCCACCCGCUCUAUUGUCUUGUGUUUUGAUGGAACGUCUAACCACUUCAGCGAACGAAACACGAAUGUGGUUAAACUGGUGGAGCUUUUGUACAAAAACGACCCAUCUACACAAAUGGUCUACUAUCAGACCGGAGUAGGAACAUACUCGCAUCCAGGAUUUUGGACCAGUAUCACCGAGGUCAUUGCUAAGAAAGCUGAUGAAGCGGUUGCAUGGUACUUAUACCAACAUGUUAUCGAUGGGUACAGAUUCAUAAUGGAAUCAUAUCGAGAGGGCGAUGAAAUCAGUAUUUUUGGCUUCUCUCGUGGCGCCUAUACCGCAAGAGCAUUAGCUGGUAUGCUUCAUGCAGUUGGGAUACUCCCAAAACACAAUCUGGAACACAUUCCUUUCGCUUAUCAAGUAUACGCAGGGAAGAUUUCCGCCCAGCAAAGCAGGGAAUGGCGCCCCACAGGGGAUGCCGGCUUAGGUGUAUCACAAGAGGGGCUUCUCGGGGCAUUAAACAUUGAGAAAAAUGAACAUGAUAGGGAACGUUCCAGCAGUAAUCCAGACGAAGUCAACCCAAAGAGCUACAAGAUGACUUUCUGUACUCCUGUUAAGAUAUCGUUUUUAGGUGUAUGGGACACAGUAGGAAGUGUUGGGGCUUUAAAGAGAGAGACACUUCCUUGGAUCGAGUACAACCCAAGUGUCAUACAUUUCAGACAUGCGCUAGCACUUGAUGAGUUUCGGGGCCAUUUCAUACCUAGUGUCUGGGAUCACGGACGGACUGUCCGGGGUUCACAAACUGCAGUUGAAAUGUGGUUCAGAGGGAGCCACAGUGAUGUAGGCGGGGGUUCCCCUUUGACAGAUCGCGCUCGCAGAAACCCUGUCUCAAGAUUUUGGGAUAAAGUGUUCAUCCGAAUUUAUUCACUUUUUGGUAAGCGAGCAUUCCCGUUCCCCCGCUGGGUGGUAGGCAGGGGUCGUCUUCCGGACAUGAGCAACAUAUCGUUUCGGUGGAUGAUGAACCAGUGCAUCUCUACCCCCAACGUUCGCAUACGUCUGGAUGCUUCUUCUCUUGCUCGUUAUGAGAAAGCGGGAAUAUUAGCACCUCCAAUCGGGAGAUCAGGCCAUACACCUCUUGGCCGCGCACUUGACACAUACGAUAGCACAAAGGAGCCAUACGAGGCCACUGAAGACUCACCGUGGUGGUGGUUGAUGGAGGUUCUACCUCUUCCCAAACCUUCGCAACGAAACGUCGAUCGAUCUGUAGUGGAAACAACUUAUUGGCCUAAUUUGAAGGCCGGGAGACGUAUUGGCAACCAGCCUGUGGACCAGAUCUUCCUUCAUCGCUCGGCCCACGAGCUACAACAAUCGGGGUACCGAUAUAGAGCCAAGUUUAAAAAUACACCUCAAGUACGCGACUGA
This is a messenger RNA of Rhizoctonia solani, 1449 nucleotides long. RefSeq lists its product as uncharacterized. Lineage: Eukaryota; Fungi; Basidiomycota; Agaricomycetes; Cantharellales; Ceratobasidiaceae. Bases 1 to 1449 code for a protein of 482 amino acids. The transcript has 14 exons. The record is from RefSeq and is a predicted model, not a curated record.